This is a messenger RNA of Mobula hypostoma (lesser devil ray), 10147 nucleotides long. It is a transcript of the gene ercc6, whose product is annotated as excision repair cross-complementation group 6. Gene Ontology annotation, biological process: transcription-coupled nucleotide-excision repair. The record is from RefSeq and is a predicted model, not a curated record. Gene Ontology annotation, cellular component: nucleus. Gene Ontology annotation, molecular function: ATP binding; ATP-dependent chromatin remodeler activity. NCBI's taxonomy places the organism in Eukaryota, Metazoa, Chordata, Chondrichthyes, Myliobatiformes, Myliobatidae. The transcript has 21 exons. The coding region runs from base 195 to 4673 and encodes 1492 amino acids.
GUGUAAUCCUCCCAGCCAGCAGGUGUCGCUAAGGAAGGUUGUCCUCCCAUCCCGUAGGCGUCACGGGUGUUCCUCCGCGCCUGUGGGUGUCGCUGUGGCAAGAGGACCGCGGUUCCCGGACGGGCCGCAGCGAGGAGGCUUUGUUGCCAGGCGGGUCGUAGUGAGAGCCCGGUGCCCUGCCCGAGAGGCUGAAGAUGAUGCCAGCUGAAGAAGCCCCCUCAACCCAGACUACAGAUGGCCCAGGUCCAGAUGAGCCUCCUCCUGCCCCAGAGAGCCUGCAAUCGAUUGGAUUUGCUGCUGACCCUGAUGUCUCCAACAGCAGACCAUCCAGUUCGGCUGCCCUCCCUGCGGCCGAGGUGCGGACUGCUUCGAAGGUACUCCACAUCGACCGUCAGCAGAUCCAAGUGGUGGAGCAGAGUGCCCAGGUUAUGGAGCUGCAGAGCCUGGGAGUGGACGUCUACGACCAGGACGUGCUGGAGCGAGGAGUUUUACAACAAGUGGACCAAGCUAUAAAUGAAGCCAGCCAAGCGGCCAGAAGAGCAGAAGCAGAAAAGGAAUACUAUUCACUAUUGGACGAGUUGAGGUCCACUACAACAUGUCUGAAACACACCAACAGGAUCAUUGAGCAGUUGACUCCUCAUGCUGAUACAAAUAAAGACAUAAGCAGGAAGCUGGAGUCGGUGAAGAGGCAGAAAGAAAACAAGGAGAAACAGUUGAAGAAAAUCACUGCGAAACAGAAGCGUCUACAGGCGCUGCUCUCCGGUGCUGAUGUUCAGAAGCUUGAAGCUGAAUUUGAACCUUGUGAAGAAGAACCAGGCCCUUCAACCCUGGGAAGUAUGUUGAUGCCUGUGCAGGAAACAGAGUGGGAGCACCUAAUCCGUACAGGACAGAUGACUCCGUUUGGCACUAAAAUUCCUCAGAAAGAAACAAAAAAGGAACCUCGCAAGAUCAUGCUUAAUGAUGCUUCUGAUUUUGAGAAGUACCUGGCUGAUCAGGCAAAGAUGGCGGCGAUUCGGAGGAAACCACUGGUUAAAAAGAGCAAAGUAAAGGCAAGAGUUAUCAAUCAGAAUAAAACUACAACUUGCAGCAGCCAUGCUCCGGAUUCAAAGCGUAGCCAUAAGAAAAAUGGCACCAGGUCUAAAGCAGACCAAAAGCUAAAGAAACAUUUGCGGAAAUUGCAGAGCAAAGCCCUUGAGAUUAAAUUUAAAGCGGGAGUCCCAGUGAGGAAGAGCUCAUGUCUGCAGUCAAUAGCAGAGCAAGAGGACAAAGGCUGUGAUAGUGAUGACUCCCUCUACGUGCCUGACGAGGAGCUGCUUGAUCUAGAUGAAGUAGCUGACGACAGUGACGAGUUAGUGGAUCAAGACCGAUUCAAUAAAGUAAAAAAGAAAAGGCAAAAAGUUCGGCAUGUAGAUGCAGAUUUCUCUGCAAGCUCAGGAGAUGAUGAAGCAAAACACAAACUGAGAAAAUAUGUGGAUGAUGGAAACGAGGAUCUGUACCGGAAAAGAUUAAGGAAAUGGAAAAGAAAACGCCUGUUGGAAAAGGAACUGCGCCAAGCCAGUGGGGAAACUGCUGAAUCAGAUGAAAGUGAUGCAGAGUUUGAUGAGGGGUUCAAGGUGCCAGGCUUCUUCUGGAGAAAGCUCUACAAGUAUCAGCAGACAGGUGUGAGGUGGUUAUGGGAGCUGCACUGUCAGCAGGCAGGGGGGAUUCUGGGAGACGAAAUGGGACUGGGCAAGACCAUCCAGAUAAUUGCUUUUUUGGCAAGCUUGAGCUACAGCAAGAUAAGGACACGAGGCUCAAAUUACAGGUAUAAUGGUUUGGGGCCUGUGCUUAUUGUCUGCCCAGUAACAGUGAUUCAUCAGUGGGUAAAGGAAUUCCACAAUUGGUGGCCACCAUUCAGAGUGGCAAUUCUGCACGAAAUGGGUUCCUUUACCAACAGGAAGGAGAGACUUAUUCAUGACAUUGCAGCAUGCAAUGGUAUUCUGAUCACCUCUUACUCCUACAUUCGGAUCAUGCAGGAGUCAAUUGCACGCUACCAUUGGCAUUAUGUAAUUCUGGAUGAGGGGCACAAAAUCCGAAACCCAAAUGCUGCCAUUACUGUUGCAUGUAAACAGUUCCGGACUCCACAUCGAAUUAUCCUGUCUGGUUCACCGAUGCAGAAUAACCUGAAGGAGCUGUGGUCCUUGUUUGACUUUGUUUUUCCAGGAAAGCUAGGAACAUUGCAAGUCUUUAUGGAGCAGUUUUCUGUCCCUAUCACUAUGGGAGGUUAUCAGAAUGCUUCCCCUGUUCAGGUGCAAACUGCCUACAAGUGUGCCUGUGUUUUACGGGACACUAUAAAUCCUUAUUUGUUGCGAAGAAUAAAGGCAGAUGUAAAAAUGAAUCUGGCUUUACCAGAUAAGAGUGAACAGGUGCUGUUCUGUCGGUUAACUGAAGAGCAACGCGAGGUCUAUCAGAGUUUUAUAGAUUCCAAGGAAGUCUAUCAGAUUCUCAAUGGAGACAUGCAGGUGUUCCCUGGCCUGAUAGCUCUCAGGAAGAUCUGCAAUCACCCAGAUCUCUUUUCAGGUGGCCCUAAAAUCCUAAAAGGAGUGCCCGAUGAACAGCUAACUGAAGAAGAACAUUUUGGUUAUUGGAAGCGAUCUGGAAAAAUGAUUGUCGUCGAUGCUUUGCUAAAACUGUGGCACAAACAAGGACAUAGAGUAUUGCUCUUUUCACAGUCGCGGCAGAUGCUGGACAUCCUGGAGCUGUUUGUACGAAAUCUAGGGUAUACUUAUCUUAAAAUGGAUGGAUCAACAACAAUACCUUCCAGACAGCCACUCAUUUUGAAAUUCAAUGAGAGUCCUACCAUAUUUCUCUUCCUUCUAACCACUCGUGUUGGUGGCUUGGGGGUUAACUUGACCGGGGCAAACAGGGUUAUUAUCUAUGACCCUGACUGGAACCCAAGUACUGACACACAGGCCCGAGAGCGUGCCUGGAGGAUAGGUCAAACGAAACAAGUGACUGUUUACAGGUUACUGACAGCUGGAACGAUUGAAGAAAAGAUCUAUCACAGACAAAUUUUCAAGCAAUUCCUAUGUAAUCGUGUAUUGAAGGAUCCAAAGCAGAGGCGGUUCUUCAAAUCUAAUGAUCUCACUGAGCUUUUCACAUUAAGCAGCCCAGAUGGUUCUCAGGGAACAGAAACAAGUGCAAUUUUUGCAGGCACAGGGUCAGAUGUUCAAAUGCCAACCCCUCUCAGAAAGAAAACAGGAAAGAUUCUCGCUUCUUCACAGAAACGAAAAAUCCCUCUAUCAUACCAAGAUGCAGUUAUACCUUUUAAUUUGUCACAGCAUUCGUCUUCCCAUGGUAAUUCACAGCAAAACCAUUCAGACAGACUUCCUGAUAGUUCGCAAAGCGAGUUGAAAGAGGGCAAUAAUUGUGAGAAUUUUGAAACUCUGCCUCAGGUAAACCUGGAAACAACAUUUUCUCAAAGUCCAGUGAGUGUAAGUACAGAAUACCAAGGCUUCAAUAUUAACUGUGACAGAGGUGAACCCACUGAUCCACUACAAGAGACGUCUAGCAGCAAUUCUAAUUGUGCAGAAUAUAAACCCACGAUGCAUCCAGCAUCUGUCAGUAAAGCUGGACCCUCCAAUGAGCCAGGACAAACUGUGUCAGAAGAGGAGAGAAAAAGCAAUCACCUCAUUUCAGAAACAUUACAAAAUACGACAGAUCCCGGCAAAAGUUGUAGACUACUUCAUAAGCACCGGUCUAAAACCAAACAUCAGCUCUUAAAGAAUGACCGGGAUGGGGCUCUUUCAGACUGUGGACGUAAAGAUAAGCGCAAGCGCAGAAAACACAAGCACCACAACAGUGCCUACUUCGAAGGUGAGCACAUUCCACACCUGGUAAGGAGGCAGAAAUUUAAAAAGGAGGACUCUGAAGAAGAGCAGAAAGAGAAAGAAAUGCGCAGACAGAGUGAUGACUACGUGUUGGAAAAACUCUUCAAAAAGUCUGGAAUCCACAGUGUGAUGAAACAUGAUGUUAUCAUGGAAUCAUCCAACCCCGAUUAUGUGCUAGUUGAAGCAGAGGCUAAUCGAGUUGCUCAGGAAGCUUUGAAAGCACUGAAGGCAUCAAGACAACGUUGUUUGACUGUCUCUUCAUCCAGGAACAGUAGCAGUUCAUCACCGGGAGCAGUUGCUGGUUCAAAGUUAAGAUUUGGUCAGAAGAAGAACCCACUGAUCCCAACCAGCAGUCCUGCUUUCAAAUCCACACCAGCAAAAUGCAAGGACCCUGUUUUACCUGAGAAGGACAAUUUUGACAGAUCUCAUUUCAGUGGCAUUGCAACAGAAGAGGAGGCAGGUCACGUUCUUCCAUCGUCGUCUUCAUUACUGGCCAAAAUGCGUGCCAGGAAUCACCUGACUCUCUCACAAACAAUUGAGACUGGCGGGAGUUCAGAACCAGAGACAGCACCUCCCCCUGUUCCCACUGAGCAUGAUGAUCUGUUGGUGGAAAUGAGGAACUUCAUUGCAUUCCAGACUGGUAGCGAUGGGCAGGCCACAACUGCAGAGUUGUUACAAGAGUUCCAGUCCAAGCUAUCGUCAACGCAGACAGUUGUUUUCCGAGAACUACUUCGAAACUUGUGCACUUUCCACAGAAGUGCCUCAGGGGACGGAAUCUGGAAACUGAAGCCAGACUUCCGGUGAAUAUUCUUGCCUAUUCCAUUGCUGUAUGUUCUUUCAGCGAUGUAGCAGCUAUUGAAUUAAUUUUAUGAGUAAAGUUUAAAUUACCCAUGACAGAUUUUGUAAAAGCUAACAAAAUAUUCUUCAAGGUACAGUAACUGUCUCAGUUCUCAUUUGUGCAGGAAUAAUACUGAAAUGUUUCCAGUUUAGUCAGUUGUAUAGACUUACGUAAAAGAAAAAUAUUUAUGUUGAACUUUGAUAUUUAAUUUCGAGAAAAUAUUGCCACCUACCUCAAACAGGAGAAGCUCUAAAGCAUCAUGCUUUAAAAUUAAAUCGGUGACAGCUUCCAUUUUAUUACAGUUAUGAUCCCAAGCUAAUUAUAAUUCACUGGCUACUAAUCACUACUCUAAUAAUGUGGAUAAUAUUACAAGUAAUAAUUAACAACUGGAUAUUCUGCAUCCUAAAUAUGCUGAAGUUAGAUAUCCAUUUGCUCACCUUUGUGAAUUCAGAGAUGAUCAAGUUACAAAUUUUAAACCUGGACCACCAAAGUUGCAAUGAAAACAAGACUAGAUUUUGUAAGAAUGAUAUAGGACAAAGAUUCAGUGUCACACCAUGGUCACUCCCCUGCCAAUAAUUCACCCUGGCAUUUGUGCUGACAGAAGCUAUUACUUGUGGCUAGUUUUCCUUCAAUGUUCAAACAGGUAGAGGUUGCAAUUUGCAUACCACCAAUAUUCUGUUUAGAUAUUUCAGUAACAAUAUGAGGAACUUGAAUUUACGUAGCACCUUAUCACUUCAGGGUAUUCGAAGUUUACAAUCAGUGAAUUGCUUUUCGAGUGCAGUCACUGUUAUGUGUAUAUGUAUAUUAUGUAUAUAAAUGUUUAAGCAAGAAUCCAGUAAUAUCAAAUGAAUUGUCAACUGGAAUGUUUGUUUUUGGUUUUGACAAGAUUGUUGGCUAGAGUAUUGUACGUAGAGCUUUGAACAAUUCUUGUAUGAUAUCAUGGGACCUAUUAUUGCCAGCUUGAACAAACUUAUAGAUCGAGAUUUGAAAAUUUAAAAAAGCCUCCGGGCUUUUUUAAAAGCAAUGUUAUGGAAUUACAUUGGGCAACGUCUAUGAAAAGAACAAAAGAGUUGAAAUGUCAGAUCAUCAGAACAUGGAAAGAGUGUGAUGGAUGGAGAGGUCAAAAGGAAUGUCUGUGAUUGGAUAGAGACCAGAACAACUGUGGUCUGUUGGUUCUGGUGCUGGCUGGUAUACUAGCUGCAGCUGAUUUGUCUGGAGCAAUUGUAGUUGGAAGGAGUGAAAUGAAGCAGAGAGCAAAAGCACAAUGUUGGAAUUGUGUGUUUUAAAUCGUUGGAAACCUGAAAUAAAAGAAAAUACUGUAAACACUCAUCAAGUUAGUUGACAGCUAUGCAGACGGAAAAACUGAGACAGUGUUACAGAUUGAUGUCCUCACAUCAGAUUGGCUCAUUCUGGAAUAAGCUGGGAAGACUGGUUGGUUAUCUGAAAUUACCAAGUUCAGUGUUAAGUCUUCAAGGCUACUUUGUGUCUUCAUGGAAGAUCAGAUGCUGUUCCUUGAAUAUACAUUGGAAGUGUGUAAGGAGACCAGGUUUGACCAGAAUGGAAUGGGGAAGUAGUGACAAACAGUGGCAGCUGGAAGUCACUCUUGAGUUUGUGGUAGGUAGAGAAGGGGUAACAUUUUUUUUUAAUCUCUUCUUAUCCUACCAUUGAGCAACACAAAUACUCCUUCCGGUUAAAGGAGUAAUUCAACUGUACCUUUAGUUUGGAGGACUGCAGUUGGAGCUCACAGUGCGGCCACAUUAGUACUAGGUUUGGUGUCUGUUUUGAAGAACAGCUAGUAUCUGUUCAGUCCACAAAAGUGAAGAUCCAGUUGCCUGUCGCUUUAUUCCCCCACCUCACUUUGACAUGUCUUUGGUGUCUCAGCUGCUUACUAAAUGCAACAUAACCCUGAAUAGCUGACUUUCAGUGCAAUUAUUUUACGCACAUCAGGGCUCAACGUUGAAUUCAGUAAUUUCAGAUAACCAGCUCUUCCAGUUUGUGACAGAACUGGCUGCUCUGGUGUAAGAUCAUCUGCCUGUAACAUUGAUUCAUUUUCUCUCACCACAAAUGCUGCCUUACCCUCUGGGUAUUUCCAUGUUCUGUUUCUGCAUUAUCUCCCAUGUACAUCUGCAAAUGGGUCAUUCCGAAUAACUGAACUGAUAGUGAGAAUGGGAUGUUUAUCAUAAAAGGAUAGGCUGGAAAAGCUGGACGUAUCCUCUGGAGUUUAACAGAGUGAAAGCCAAACUUGAAGGAAACAAUAAUACCUUGAGAGUGCUUGACAGGGUAGAUGUCAAGAGGGUGCUUUCUCAUGGGAAGAUCAGAGCUCACUGUGUAAUACUAAGGGGCCAUCCAUUUAAUUUGGAGAUGAGGAGAAGUAUUAAUUUUCUCUGAGAAUUGAGCAUCUCUGAGGGGUGAAAUGUUACUACGGAGGCAGAACUGUGUUUCCUUCACAACUUGAUCAGAAAUGGUCUCAUUGAAUCAUAGACCAGGCUCAAAGGGCAAGAGUGUGGCCUACUCAGAAUCAGAAUCUGGUUUAUUAUCACUGGCAUGUGUUCUGAAACUUGUUAAUUUUGCAGCAGCAGUACAGUGCAAUCCAUGAUAAUUAUAGAAAGAAAAAAAUAAGUAAAUCAAUUACAGUAAGUAUAUAUGUAUAUUAAAUAUAGUGCAAAAACAGAAAUAUAUAUUUUAAUAAAAAGUAUUCAUGGGUUCAAUGCCCAUUUAGGAAUCGGAUGGCAGAGGGGAAGAAGCUGUUCCUGAAUCGCUGAGUGUGUGCCUUCAGGCUUCUGUACCUCCUACCUGAUGGUAACAAUGAGAAAAGGGCAUGCCCUGAGUGUUGGGGGUCCUUGAUGAUGGACACAUCCCUCCUUGAAGAUGUCUUGGGUACUAUGGAGACUAGUACCCAAGAUGGAACUGACUAUUAGUAACAUAGAAAAUAGGUGCAGGAGUAGGCCAUUUGGCCCUUCGAGCCUGCACCGCCAUUCAGUAUGAUCAUGGCUGAUCAUCCAACUCAGAACCCUGUACCUGCCUUCUCUCCAUACCCCCGAUCCCUUUAGCCACAAGGGCCAUAUCUAACUCCCUCUUAAAUAUAGCUAAUGAACUGGCCUCAACUGUUUCCUGUGGCAGAGAAUUCCACAGAUUCACCACGCUCUGUGUGAAGAAGUUUUUCCUCAUCUCGGUCCUAAAAGGCUUCCUCUUUAUCCUCAAACUGUGACCCCUCGUUCUGGACUUCCCCAACAUCGGGAACAAUCUUCCUGCAUCUAGCCUAUCCAAUCCCUUUAGGAUUUUAUACGUUUCAAUAAGAUCCCCCUUCAAUAUUCUAAAUUACAGCGACUAUAAGCCUAGUCGAUCCAGUCUUUCAUCAUAUGAAAGUCCUGCCGUCCCAGGAAUCAAUCUGGUGAACCUUCUUUGUACGCCCUCUAUGGCAAGAAUGUCUUUCCUCAGAUUAGGACCAAAACUGCACACAAUACUCCAGGUGUGGUCUCACACCUGUUGUACAACUGCAGUAGUACCUCCCUGCUCCUGUACUCGAAUCCUCUUGCUAUAAAUGCCAGCAUACCAUUCGCCUUUUUCACUGCCUGCUGUACCUGCAUGCCCACUUUCAAUGACUGGUGUAUAAUGACACCCAGGUCUCGUUGCACCUCCCCUUUUCCUAAUCGGCCACCAUUCAGAUUUUCCUGUUCUUGCCACCAAAGUGGAUAACCUCACAUUUAUCCACAUUAAAUUGCAUCUGCCAUGAAUUUGCCCACUCACCUAACCUAUCCAAGUCACCCUGCAUCCUCUUAGCAUCCUCCUCACAGCUAACACUGCCGCCCAGCUUCGUGUCAUCUGCAAACUUGGGUAUGCUGCAUUUAAUUCCCUCGUCUAAGUCAUUAAUAUAUAUUGUAAACAACUGGGAUCCCAGCACUGAGCCUUGCGGUACCCCACUAGUCACUGCCUGCCAUUCUGAAAAGGUUCCGUUUAUUCCCUCUCUUCUUACAAUUUUCUGUAGUUUCUCUCAGUCCUGUGCAGUAGCACCCACUCCCCCUCCAUACCAGACAGAGAUGCAGCCUGUCAGAAUGCUCUCCACGGUACAUCUAUAGGAGUUUUAGAGUGUUUUAGGUGACAAACCAAAUCUCUUCAAACUCCUGAUGAAAUAUAGCUGCUGUCUUGCCUUCUUUAUCGCUGUAUCGAUAUGUUGGCACCAGGUUGGAUCCUCAGAGAUCUUGAUACCCAAGAACUUGAAACUGCUCACUCUCUCCACUUCCGAUCCCUCUAUGAAGAUUAGUUUGAGUUCCCUCAUCUUACCUUUCCAGAAGUCUACAAUCAGCUCUUUUGUCUUACUGACAUUGAGUUCAAGCUUUUUGCUGUGACACCACUCAACUAGCUGGUAUAUUUCACUCCUGUACACCCUCUCAUCUCCAUCUGAGAUUCUAACAACAAUCUUUGUAUCAUCAGCAAAUUUAUUGAUGGUGUUUGAGCUAUACUAGUCACACAGUCAUGGGUAUAGAGGGAGUGGACCAGUGGGCUAAGCAUACACCCCUGAGGUUUCAAGGUGCAUUAAUUAUCAAAGAAUGUAUAGAUUAUACAAUCUUGAGAUUUGUUUGCUUACAGGCAGAUGCAAAGCAAGGAACCCAGAAGAACCCAAUUUAAAAAGUAAGACCAACCCCCAGUGCCCACAGAGAAAGAGAAAAAAAGACUCAAAACAAAUCAAGCAAACAAUUGAAGCGAGCAAUAACAACACCAUUCCAAACCAAAUUGAGUCCUUAGGUCCAAGUCCGUGGAGCAACCCAGAAUAGGCCCAAACCCUCAGUUUAUAAUAUUAAUAUUAGUGGAACAAAUUACCGCACAGUUCACAGACACAAAACACAGCAGCUAGGGGCAGUCUCACACUGACGAGAGGAGCCCGCAGUCUAUCUUGUACUAAGACCUGGCCCUGCAACCAGCAAAUCACUCUGGGCCUAGAUUUUGUUGCAGGAGAAGCCAUUCUCGACAUCUCCAAACCAGCUCAAUGCCCAGAGUGAUUCAACCUCACAGAACAUCCUCCCUUCCAGUCUAUCUGGGCCAGUGUUUAGAUUGGUCAAACAACGUAUUGUACAGUGGCAUGCAAAAGUUUGGGCACCCCUUGUCAAAAUUUCUGUUACUGUGAAUAGCUAAGCGAGUAAAAGAUUAACUAAUUUCCAAAAGGCAUAAAGUUAAAGAUGACACAUUUCUUUAAUAUUUUAAGCAAGAAAACUUUAUUUCCAUCUUUUACAGUUUCAAAAUAACAAAAAAAAAGGAAAAGGGCCCGAAGCAAAAGUUUGGGCACCCUGCAUGGCAGUACUUAGUAACACCCCCUUUGGCAAAUAUCACAGCUUGUAAAUGCUUUUUGUAGCCAGCUAAGAGUCUUUCAGUUCUUGUUUGGGGGAUUUUCGCCCAUUCUUCCUUGCAAAAGGCUUCUAGUUGUGUGAGAUGCUUGGGCCAUCGU